Messenger RNA from Durotheca rogersii, 848 nucleotides. RefSeq lists its product as uncharacterized. The annotation marks the transcript as partial. Lineage: Eukaryota; Fungi; Ascomycota; Sordariomycetes; Xylariales; Xylariaceae. The transcript has 2 exons. The record is from RefSeq and is a predicted model, not a curated record.
ACCUGCACGGGUCCACAUGUCAAUAGGCCCCACAAUAAAUUUUUUCCUCGUAGCUUCAAAAACUUGCCUGGUCACCCGCAACAGAGCUUCUUCUUCCUCUUCUUCCCAAUAUCCCAAUCGAUGGUAUCUUCCGUUGUUCUCUGCCCUCUCCCCCCCUCUCCCCCCCCGGCGCGCGGCUGCGGGCGACAUGGUCGACGAGGCCGCGCCCGCAGGAUUGGGAUGCUCAACAGCCGUGCCGUAGCUAGCAGCUCGCAGCGCGAUGGCUGGAUAUGCCUUGGUUAGUCUCAAUUUCUUCCUCUUCACUUCCUUCUAACUGCGGGAAAACGCACCGCUGGGUCGUGUCGCUCCCCGAUGGAUUAUCAGGAUGACAACCAACAUAAACAUGUCUUCUUUUCCCAACUGAAUCGACCAUGAGAGAAGCUCAGUCUGUUCGGGCAAUGCCACAUCGGCGGCGCCUGUUACUUGCCAGUAUACUUUGUCUGAUUUCCCCUCCCUAUGAGCUCUGUGCCUCUGAUACUCAACCCUCUCCCUCCAGCGAUGGCGAGGGCACUGGACGCAGAGGCCUCUGCUAUCAUAGAAUGGGGGUAUCCAGAAGGGCCGCUCGCCCUCGUUUUUUUCCCAAUCCGGGGACGUCGUUCUCUAGCUAACCCAACCCCCAAGUAUGCAUAUGCGACCGGCAAAUCAUCUACACGGCUUCUCCAAGAGUAAGAUAUUUCAACCGCACCCUCGGGCCAUCAGCUACCGUCGAUCGCGUUUCGCGAUGAGUAACAUGAACCGUUGCGUGGUCAAACUCCGUAUCGUUAGAUAGAGAUAUAUUCGCAAUCAACAGUCCCCUUAAAACUCCUAGC